GCAAAAGAGGCUAUAUCUGCUUUAUAAUAUCAAUUGUUGUUUGAUGGCUGAUGACAAGUUGCUGCAUUUUUUUAAUGUAAUAAUUUUAACCCUUUAUACCUGAUAUAUAUAUACUUAAAUAGAUGUUAACCACCAUUGUCAUCAUAUUUUAAGGAAUUUCAAAUGAGUCUCACAAGAUUUCUUGCUCAACGUUCCGUAUAUAAUUCAAGACAAUCAUUUACAUGUGAGGCGGAAUUUAAAGAGAAGCUAAUUGCUUCAGUUAAGAAAGAAGUUAAACAGUUAAUGGAAGAAGCUGUUACAAAAAAAUUUGUUCAUGAAGAAAGUGGCGCUGUAACAUCCUUAUGUGCAGCAGUUGAAGCUUGUUUAAGCCAAGGAUUACGCCGUCGAGCAUUAGGUUUAUUUAAAACAUCAUCUACCACAGCUUUAUUACAUAAAGUUGCAAAACACUGCCCAGAAGCGGCAAUUAUUAGUAAAAAAGUUCAAGAUAUUGAAAACAGUGAUCCGAACAAAAGAUCUUCAUCGAGUAGCGAUAGUGUUAACAAGCCACAACCAAUUUUAAAAAAAGGCAGCAGUAGCUCAUCUGUUUUAUCAACUACUAGCCCACCAUCAUCACCACCAAUAGUAAAAUAUCUUUGGAUUCGACUAGCAUUGUAUGAGAAAAGAUUAUCCAAAAUUAUUGAACAUUUGGUUACUAAUGCCGCUAGAUAUUAUGAGAGGGAUUCAUUGGUAGCUGAUCCAGAUUAUGGAUCAAUUUUGAGCUCAUUGCUUGUUGGACCAUGUGCGCUAGAAUAUUCACGCACAAAAACUCCAGAUCAUUUUUGGUCUGACCCUCACGCUGAUGAAUUGGUGCAAAGACAUCGAAUCAGCUCCGGAAAUCCAACGCCACCCUCAUGUCGCAGACCAAUUAUUAAUUUUAAACGCAGUUUACAUACAAGUUCGGAGGAAGCAAGUUCUGGUUCAUUUAAAUCAUCAUCAUCGGUUACUGUAGCAAAAGACUAUGUCGAAUCUUUACAUCAAAAUUCACGGGCAACUCUUUUGUAUGGAAAGAAUAACGUUUUAGUUCUUCCAAAAGAUGUAAGUGAGCCAAUGCCAGGUUAUUUGAGCUUACAUCAAACUGCCCAGUCUUUAACAGUCAAGUGGACGCCAAAUCAGUUAAUGAAUGGACAUAGUGAAACAGAGUCUACCGAUAAAAGUUUCUAUUGGGCUUAUGCUUUAAAUAUAAAUGUUGAUGAAAUCGUGUAUGUGCAUUGUCAUCAAAUACGUGGUGAAGAUACUGGCGGUACAAUAAUACUUGUUGGACAAGAUGGAGUUCAACAACCACCCAUACAUUUUCCAGAAGGAGGACAUAUGGCAGCAUUUUUAAGUUGCUUGGAGACUGGUUUGUUACCACAUGGACAAUUAGAUCCUCCAUUAUGGUCAAAUAGAGGAUUUGGGAAAAUUUUUUCGUGGCCUCAAAAGGGUCGACGCCGUAUUUUACCUUCUGUUUUGGAGAAUAAUGAAGAACAUCCAAUCGAUUAUGUAUUCAGAGUAGUUAAUAAAAGUAAUCACGAAGAGUUUUUGGCCACACAUCCAAUAUUAGAAUUAGGACGCACAAGUCCAAGACGUGUUCAACUUGGCAGUUGUUCUACUAAUGGGAGUAGUGAUUGCUCAAGUAAAAGUAUGUCAUUGGAUCAAAGUGAAAGUCCACAAACAACUCUGCCAAACCAAUCUGCAAGUAUUGCUUUAGUUUGUACAACGAUGCGCCGUCAAAUUAUUUCAAGAGCUUUUUAUGGCUGGUUAGCAUAUUGCAGACAUUUGUCUACAGUUCGAACACAUUUGUCUGGAUUAGUAAAUGGUAGAAUAACACCAGAAGUUGGAGCUGAAGAAGGGCUUACAAAAGAAAAAUGGGAAUCUUUGCAAACAGAUGGUAUUGUUAGUGAUGGAGAUGAAGUUUAUAGAUUAGUAUACUACGGCGGUGUUCAUCAGGAUAUCAGAAAGAAAGUUUGGCCUUAUCUACUAGGUCAUUAUGAAUUUGGAAGUACAGAAGAAGAUCGCCUAAGUUUAGAUGAAAGUACAAAACGUUAUUAUGAAACAACAAUGAGCGAAUGGCUAGCGGUUGAAGCAAUUGUAAGACAACGAGAUAAAGAAAAAACAGCACACGCAGUUGCAAAACUGAGUUCUGAAAGUAGUAGUGGAGGUCAUAAGAAAAUAAUUAUUGAUCCAGAUGAUGAAAUGGAGAAUGAUGUGUUUGAGGACAAUGAUUUUUCUGAUAUUUCAGAUCCAGGGGAUUAUGAAGAUGACCGCCGUAACGAUUUCGACGAUGAAGAUGAUAUUCCAGUUGAUGGGGAAAAAAUAAAUGAAGAAGAACAAAAUAAAACUAAUGAAAAACCAUCACGACUAAAUAAAAGCAGUACAGAUUCGGGUAAUGUUCCUGACGCAUAUAUCAAAGAUUCCGAUAUCAUCGAUGAUGAAGAAGACAAUGUUAAAGAUAAAAGGGAAAUCAAAUAUGUUACAGAUACAUCAAUAUCAGAUAACAAAUCCCAAGAAAAUUUUGAAGCUAUUAAUAACGAUUUAAUUAAGCCCACCUUGCAAUUAAAUAUAGAAGAAAAUUGUUUUAUUGAUAAUGAUAAUACAAAUACUAUAGUCAAUGCCAGUAAUAAUGAUGACAGUUUGGAUACUAAAAUAUUUGAAGGGAACGAAUCAAAUAUAAGUAAUAAAAGUUCUCCAUCCACUUCGUAUGAGACAGUUGGAAAUGAAUUUCUUGAUUUGACAAAUAAUGAUGUAAGUGACGUUGAUGACAAUAUACGUAUCCCCGAAUUUCAAAGUAUAGAUGGUGGAGAUGUUCAGUUGGAAAUAACUGAUGCGAUGAAUGUUAAUGAAAGUGACGAAAUUAUAGGUGUCGAAGGUGGAAGUUGUGAAAAUGAUAGUUUUGAAAAUGAUGUUACAAUGAAAUUUGAUAUAAGUACUAAAGAACCUCAAAAAGAAUCAACUGAUGACGAUAGUGAUGAAAAAACACAAAUAUCACUUAACCAUAACAAAGACGAAAAAAUACCACGUCCUCCAACUGCGGCUGUUAUUGUCACUAAUGCUUCAAUUGACAUCUCAUCUAUGGAUAAGAUCGACGUGAGCGAUGGUGAAAAAACUACCACUAUGUCGCCAGUACAGGAGGAAUCAAAUGGGCAAAUAUUAGAUGCGUUACAAGAACCUAAAUCAGCAUGCGUCUCCCCAGCUAGUUCAAAUGGCGGUAUAUACAGCUGUGAAUUGUUAGAAUCAUUCGGAUUAAAUUUACACCGAAUUGAAAAAGAUGUACAACGGUGCGAUAGAAAUUAUUGGUAUUUUGCAAAUGAGAAUCUGGACAAGUUAAGAAAUGUUAUAUGCACAUAUGUUUGGGAACAUCUAGAUAUUGGAUACAUGCAGGGCAUGUGUGAUCUAGUGGCACCACUUUUAGUUAUAUUUGAUGAUGAAUCAUUAAGUUAUGGUUGUUUCUGUAAAUUAAUGGAACGAAUGAUUGAAAAUUUUCCGAAUGGUGGAGCUAUGGAUAUGCACUUUGCCAACAUGAGAUCACUUAUACAAAUACUCGACUCAGAAAUGUAUGAUUUAAUGCACGCGCAUGGUGAUUAUACACAUUUUUAUUUCUGUUAUCGAUGGUUUCUAUUAGACUUUAAAAGAGAACUAAUUUAUGCUGAUGUUUUUGCGACAUGGGAAUGUAUAUGGGCAGCAAAACAUGUUGCUAGUGGCCAUUUUGUAUUAUUUUUAGCAUUAGCGUUACUGGAAACAUAUAGAGAUAUAAUAUUAUCAAAUAGCAUGGAUUUUACAGAUGUCAUAAAAUUUUUUAAUGAAAUGGCUGAACGUCACAAUACUCCGGCAGUCUUGAAAUUAGCGCGCAAUCUGGUUCAUCAAUUACAAACAAUUAUAGAAAAUAAAUAAAUAAAACAAAAUGUUUUAGUUAUAUUAUAAGAACAAAAUAAUUAUAUAAAAGGAAGUAAAUUAAUAUUCAAUUAGAAAGUAAAGAAAAAUUAUUUUACUACAUUUACUUAUUAAGUUAUGACAUGGAAAUGACACAGCAAAAUUUAAAAACCUCAUUAAUAAAGUAAUAAACUAUUUUUAUGAAAUAUCAGUGUAUUUCAAAAAUAUUUGAUUUUUGUUGUUUACAAAAAAAAUUUAAGGUGUAAAAAACUAAACUAAAAUAUAAAGGUGAAUUUAAAUACAAAAGCUCCCUCAACUCUAAAAACACUUGUUUGAAAACCAAACUAUUUGUGAAUUAAUAAAUUAAAUAUCAAUUACAACAUCACAAGUGAUGUAUUCAAAUAGCCCACACAUAACAAAACAUUAAAUAUAAACCCUAAGAGUAACAUUAAAAUAUCAUAUCUGAAUUCUAACUUCACAAGUAAAUGUAGUAAAGAAUUUAUUAAAACUGAACCAAAU
Condylostylus longicornis is the source of this 4404-nucleotide messenger RNA. Its product is annotated as small G protein signaling modulator 1-like. Gene Ontology annotation, molecular function: GTPase activator activity. The transcript has 14 exons. Gene Ontology annotation, biological process: activation of GTPase activity. The record is from RefSeq and is a predicted model, not a curated record. The coding region runs from base 163 to 3906 and encodes 1247 amino acids. Lineage: Eukaryota; Metazoa; Arthropoda; Insecta; Diptera; Dolichopodidae.